Cyclocybe aegerita is the source of this 6630-nucleotide messenger RNA. Lineage: Eukaryota; Fungi; Basidiomycota; Agaricomycetes; Agaricales; Hemipholiotaceae. The record is from the annotation of a GenBank genome assembly.
UGGCGAAAGGAAAGGCUACGAAAACGUGGACUCAAGGCCAGAAAGCCAUUACAUCCUUCUUUGGUGGGGGAAAGAAGGAGCCAGAAGAGCCUCCAGACUCAGACACAGUCGCUGAGGCGACAACCGACGGCGAUGACGAUCAAUCUAUGGCUGAGGGCCAGUCUUCCGACGUCGACGUCGACAUAAACGCGUCAAAGAAAAGGAGCAAGAAAGAGGUCAAGUCUAACGCGCCAGAAAUUUCCAAUCUUCCCCCCAUUAACGAUAUUCCUACCAUUUUCGACGACCUCGUUAGCCGGAUACCUGACAUCAAGCAGGUUACUGAACACGUCGGGGGUCGAAAACUACGUGUUGCGACCAUGUGUUCCGGGACGGAGUCUCCUCUUCUCGCUCUGGAGCUUAUUCAGAAGGCUAUUUUUGAGCAACAUGGAUUGAAAUUCGAGGUAGAACACGUGUUCUCCUGCGAAAUCGAGCCGUUCAAGCAGGCUUAUAUCGAACGGAACUUCCACCCCCCAGUUCUUUUCCGGGAUGUUUGCGAGUUGGGUGAUGGAGAAGCGCAUACUGCCUAUGGUGCUUUGGUUCCAGUUCCCGGCGAUGUCGACAUGCUAGUUGCCGGCACGUCGUGCGUCGAUUAUUCCAACCUGAACACCCAGAAGCAAGACAUUGACGCCAAGGGAGAGUCUGGUCAAACCUUCCGUGGCAUGAUGUCGUGGGUUAAGCAACACCGACCUCCAAUCGUUAUCCUCGAGAACGUGUGCUCAGCGCCAUGGGACAAGGUUCAAACUUAUUUCGAGAAGAGUGGGUACAGUGCCGCGUACGCAAGGGUCGACACAAAGACGUACUACAUUCCUCACACACGGACCCGAGUCUACCUCAUCGCGGUCAACAAGAAGAACUCCAGCAUCCCCGAUGCGUGGAAGGAUUUGGUAACAUCGAAGCUCAAACGCCCCGCAUCUUCGACCCUUGAUGCUUUUCUGUUGCCAUCCGAUGACCCUCGUAUUCAUACCGCCCGUCAAAAGUUGGUUCAAGAGAGCUAUGGUGCACUGGACAGGAAGACAGGCAGGACUGACUGGGGUCGAUGUGGAUUCUGUAAGCUGCCCGACUUCGCGUGGAAUGAUUGGGGUGUCGGCCAAGUUGAGCGAGUAUGGGACUUGAUGGACAUUAGUCUUCUGCGCUCAGCAGUGAAGGGAGUUGAUCCUAACUAUAAAACGGUGGUCUGGAACCUCUCGCAAAAUGUCGAUCGAACAAUCGGUUCGAACAAGGUCGGCAUUUGCCCCUGCCUAACGCCCUCAAUGAUACCCUAUAUCACCAAUCGUGGUGGUCCGAUGGUCGGUCUCGAAGCUUUGUCGAUGCAAGGCCUUCCAGUCGACAAGCUCCUUCUCACACGUGAAACGGAGGACCAGCUAGCGGACUUAGCAGGAAAUGCAAUGUCAACGACCGUCGUUGGAGCUUGCAUGUUAGCUGCUCUCGUUGCGGGCAAGAAGCUGUUGAAAGCUGGAGAUGAUUCGGAAACCUAUGAAGACAAGAAUGGCGGCUUGGUGCCCCAAGUUGAAUCCGAAACCAUGGACGUCGACGUCCCAACUUCUGCCGACACUGAGGGUAGCGUCGUAGGAGAAGAAAACCUUGUCCAGAAACCUUUGGAUCUUUCGAUUACGCACGCAUGCUCUUUCUCGGAGCUGCUCUCGCAGGCGGACAAAAGUAAGAGACUUUGUUCGUGUGAGGGUCGAGUGGACAUGACCACGCGACCCCUUUUCAGCUGCGUUGACUGCGGCAGCUCCUUCUGCAAGAGGUGCGGCGGGCGACCAGAGCACAAUCCCGUUCCGAUCGAUACGACGACAUCUCCUCGCGUUCACCCCUCCGAGUUUGCCAAGCUGCUCAAAUCAACACUUCCAAUGUGCAUCACACUUACAAAUGUCACGGAGGAGCUUUUAGAGGGUCUACGGCAGGACGACGAAACAGGCGUUGCAACGUCCCUUUGGAAGAGUUGGAUGGCGGCUGUCUUGCGAGCCACGGAGUCAGAGCUCUGCUUUGUUGAGUUGAAACGACAAGAAAUCUGGAGUGUGGUCUACCGAUCGCCUGCAGGUCUCUUGGAACUGUCUCUUCACCCCCAACAACCAGAAUGGCGUUUAUAUGCGCAUCCCGAUGCUAACGAGCCUGCCAAUGCCGAGAUUCGUCAAAUCCUCCAAUCUCCGGUUGGCCGUCUUGCAUGUGCAGACGACCUUCUGAAAGGUCGUUGGCAGUUCGCACUUCCAUCCACAGCUGCCAUUCCCAUCAAGAUUCAAGGAGUCGGUGAGCUGGUGCCAUCCUGGGAGGCUCGACUUGGCCUCGUCGGAGAGAAAUUCAAAUCUAAGAUGGUUUAUCCGCAACUCAGGAUCCAGGUUGGCAGCGGGGACGUCGAGAAAUUGGAUCGCGAUAUUUCAGGCGUCUACACCCUCCUUGACAAGUGCGGCACUGCGAACGGUGCCCUUCAUAAGCUAGAAUCGGAAGCCAUCGAUCUACCUCCUCUCUUCAUGCUCUUCGACCCUCAUCGCACGAACGAUUUGAAAGACCGCUUCGUCUUCUCCAUCAGCACCCUCAGGCUGGAAUAUGGAGAAUGUCGCCCAGUAAUCUGCCAACUUGAUCCCAAAUGGCGGCAAUCCAGUAAAGAGGAGGAGGAGACGGUGUCCUGCUAUCUUCCCUUCAAGUGGGUCGAAUCGAAAUCAGUUUCCAUUGAGGCAUCCACGGGACAGAAUGCGAAGUACGCUGUUCCUGCCCACGGUUUGGAAAUCCCGGCUUCAAAAGGAGCUUGUCGUAACGCCUACGCGCUGCUGACAUGCAAAGUCUCCCUUCGAGGACAAGCUGGACCAGAAUGGUCACGCGGAAAGUGGCUUGAAGUCGACAAGAUUCAUGAGCGCGGCACCUUUAAAUCGCUGGCCUGGCUUUUGGAACGUAUUCGCCAGGUCGACGACAGCUUGCGCGACUGGCAGGAAGUCGACACUCCAGAAAGCCACUUGAACUGCGAAAGAUGCGCUCCAACAGCGCCAGAGCUUCAUUGGGUGUUUCGAAAUAAGAAGUUUGUGGCUGUCGAAGAUCCAGUCCAGGCAGGAGAAUACGAGCGUCGUUUAAAGAGUCGCCCUAGUCCCUUCGUCACUCAAUUGAAACUCGCCGAUGAUGGGACAGGUUUCGUCAGAGUCGGCAUCAACAUACCAUCUCUUCUUCACCGUGCCGUCUCUCGUCUACCCACCAAGAAUCGCACGGAGAAGGUUGCGUUGUCUGGGCGAUUGGAUACUAACUUCACGCCAGCUGCUACCCAAAACCUGCCGAAGUUUGUCAUUCUCAGCAACAAACGCGAUAAGGAGCACGACCAACCCCCCAACUUCAAAAUUCCUCUGCGGACGGAGCAACUUCGCUCAUUAGAAUGGAUGAUCCACCAGGAAUCAAUGGAAGCCCCGCCAUUCAUCGAGGAGGAGAUUUCUGAAGCAAUUCUCGACCCGCUUGGCUGGAGAGCAGAAGGGAGGGCGCAACGUCCGAAGUUCGUUAGAGGCGGUGUCCUCGCCGAUCAAGUUGGAUAUGGCAAGACUGCGAUUACCUUGGGCUUGAUUGAUUGCACGUCAAAGAACGUUGAUAAGGAGUUCUCCAAGAAGGGCCAGAUACCCGGCAAGAUCAACGUCAAAGCCACGCUCAUCAUCGUUCCACCACAUCUCACUCGACAAUGGGAUUCUGAAGUCAAGAAGUUCACGAGAAACAAGUUCAAGGUCGUCGUUAUCUCCACUGUUGCUAAUCUCAACCUCGUCAAGAUCGAGGAUAUCCAAAAAGCGGACAUUGUCAUCGUCGCUUCCAAUAUCUUCAAGAGUAGCGUUUAUCUCGACAAUCUUCAAACCCUUGCCGGCGGAGGAGAUCUCCCUUCCAAAGAUGGACGUCAUUUCAUUGCUCAACUGGAGAAGAAUCUGGCGGCGCUUAAGGAUCAGGUCGAACGCCUGCAGGAGGAAGGGUCUCUCUCUGUGUUGAACGAGAUAAAGGAAUCCCAGAAGAGAUGGCAAGAGGAGGCCGCCGCUGCUGCCGCUCUCAUUGCCUCCAAGAGAUUAAAGGGUAAGUCCUAUCGUGAGGCAGCUGAAGCCAAGGAGAAGAAUCGCGAGAAGGAAGAAAAGCCCAAGGCAAAAGCAGCAGCCCCAUUGAAAAAAGAGACUCCAGAGCCGGUCGCCUCAGCAAGACCUGCCGCCAGUCGAACGCCUUCGGGUCUCAUUAUGGAGGUCGUGAUCCCGGUCUCUUCGAAAGAAGAAGCUGACAGGAAUAACACCAGUUCUGUAAUGUCUUCUCCUGCUUGCGAUGUAGAUGCCGAGUCUGAGGGUAGCAAUUGGCGCAAGCGAAAACGCCGCGCCGCUGCGAAGAAUAUCAUCAUCAUUUCUGACGACGAAGAUUCGCCCAGUGAAGUCACGGGCGAUGGUGAAGCUACUUCGACGAAGAGCUCAAGAGCAUCGGCGGCAAGUUCGCGAAAGCGGCCCAGGAUCACGAAGCGCGAUUCACCAUCCUCUGACUAUCAGGGAAGUUCGGAAGAAGAACAAGAAAGCGAAGACUCUGACGUUCACAUGGAAUCCAACUCCGACAAAGACGAUUCCGUUGAGGAAGAGAGUGACGACGAACCGAGGAGUAAGAAGACAAAGGGCAAAAGCAAGGCGAAACCAAAGCCGAUUCCCAAGCCCAAGACAAAGCCCAAAGCCAAGGGUCGCAGUAAAGCGUCGAAGAAGGCUGAAGAAUCGGAGGAAACGGGUAACGACGACAUGGACGUUGACGAACCAUCGACCAAAGGGGGGAAGAAGAAAGCCACCAAGCGCAAGGCUGCCGGCAACGAUGAACGGCCCGCGAAGAAAGCUAAACGUGCGGAUAACGACCCUUGGAAACUCGGAUCUAAGCCUGUUCAAAUGGACUGGGUGGACAUGCAAGCUCCACCUUUUGAGAUGUUCCAUUUCUCUCGUGUCGUAGUCGAUGAGUACACCUAUCUCGACGGCAAGAUCCAUGCUCUCGUCACCCAUUUGACAUCCGAUCGUCAAUGGGUACUCUCCGGUACGCCUCCGAUCCACGACUUCGCCGCUCUCAAAACGAUUGCAGCCUUCUUGGAUAUCCAUCUCGGUGUUGACGACGACGGUGAGGGCCAGUCUGCUGAAGUCAGAAAGCGAUUCAAAGAGAAGACUGGUGUCGAACGAUUCCACUCCUUCCGAGAGGUCCACAGUCCCGAAUGGCACGCUCAUCGACACCAAAUCGGCCAGGCAUUCUUGGACCAAUUCGUUCGUCAGAACAUCGCUGAGAUCGACGAGAUUCCUUGGGUUGAGAAGAUUCAAAGCAUAACCUUGCCCGCAGCUGAGCGGGCGAUCUAUCUCGAGCUGGAGCAUCAUCUCAGGUCGCUUGAUAUGACGAUCAAACGUGGCAAGAAGACGGAGAGCGAUCGCGAAAAGCGUCUUGCUCAGUCAUUAGGUGAAAGCAAGUCUGCAGAAGAGGCGCUGCUUAAGCGUUGCUCGCACUUCGACCUCGAGACUUCAGAAGACAAUGCCAUGAAGGCCUGCGACGUUAUCGUCCGCGAACGUCAGAAGCAACUCGAUGCUUGCAAAGCUGAACUUCUGAAGGCAAUCAAGGAAGGCGUCAAGCGAGAAAAGGCCCUCGGAAACGUUGGUCAAGAAUCUAUGUUCACCGAAUAUGUCCGCGUCUCCAGAACAGAGGGUGUCGACGACAAAGAAUCUACCGACGUGGUCGUCACUCUGCUCGACGAGGCUGGUGCUGGUAUGCCUAAGGCGAAGACCAAGUCGCAGGACGUCCACCUAUCGGAGAAGACCAAGGCGGCGGUCUGGGACCAUCGCGAGAAGACACACGAAAUUCGCCGCAUAACGAAGGAACUUGUAGGCCGUGUCCGCUCUCUGCGUUAUUUCAGCGUCGUCCGCGAUCUACAGAAGCAGACCGCCGCUCCUUUGCAGGUCUCCUGCCCUGAAUGCAAGAGGGAGAAGAUUCCUAUCAAUGAGGUCGCGGUGCUUUCUUCCUGCGGUCACACGGGGUGCUUGAAUUGCGUCAGGACUUGUGCGGAGAAGGAGGAAUGCGUGUAUGCGGCGUUGGGUCAGUGCAAAUCCGCCGCCCGUGUUCUCAACGUCGUGAAAGGCGAUACACUCGGUGUUGAUGACGAGGCACGAAAAGGCAAAGAUCGCCAUUUCGGAAUGAAGCUUGAGAAAGUCGUCAACCUGAUCAAGAAACAAAUUCCGCAGGAAGAACGCGUGCUGGUGUUCGUUCAGUUCCCUGACUUGAUGAAGAAAGUCACGGAAGCCUUCAAGGAGCAUCGUAUCAAGUUCCUGGAAAUCAAAGGUUCCGCUUCCGCGAAGAGCAAGAACUUGGAGCAGUUCCAGAACGACAGCGAGGAGCGUGUCCUGCUCUUGAAUGUCAUGGACGAGAGUGCCAGCGGCGCCAACCUGACGUCAGCCAACCACGCCAUCUUCCUUUCUCCUUUGCUAGCCCCAUCCCAGGAGAUCUACACGGCUUGCGAGACUCAGGCGGUUGGUCGUUUAGUGCGAUAUGGGCAGACAAAGCAUGUCACUGUGUGGCGGUUCCUGACGAAGGACACCAUCGACGAAGAGAUCUACGAACAAAGGCACAAGGCCAUGGUCCAUGCCCAUUAGA